This is a messenger RNA of Westerdykella ornata, 819 nucleotides long. RefSeq lists its product as uncharacterized. NCBI's taxonomy places the organism in Eukaryota, Fungi, Ascomycota, Dothideomycetes, Pleosporales, Sporormiaceae. The transcript has 2 exons. The record is from RefSeq and is a predicted model, not a curated record. Bases 79 to 723 code for a protein of 214 amino acids.
CAUAUCAUCUCACAUCUCCUCAAAGUCUCCGUCCACCAAAAUUGUCUAUCUAUACCGUACACCACUGUGGCCUUCUCCAUGACCACUAUGCCCAAGGUCGACAAGACUGGUCAGCAUGCCCAUCGGCACUCCAUCUCCACGGCUUCCGCAGCAGGCAAUGGUGCGAGAAGUUCGACUUGGACUUCGCAGGAUGACGAUACCCUGAUCAAGGCACGAGCCUCUGGAUUGAAUUGGAACCAGAUUGCGCCCAGACACUUCCCUAACAAAACGCCCAAUGCGUGCCGCAAGAGACAUGAGCGAUUGAUGGAGCGCCAGAAUGCGGAGCAGUGGGAUGGCGUCAAGUUGGAUGUUCUGGCGCAGGCAUACAUGGAUGUCCGGCGAGAAAUGUGGAGUCUCCUCGCAGCCAGGGUGGGAGAGAAGUGGCAGAUUGUCGAGACCAAGUGCAUGGAGAAGGGGCUCAAAAACCUCAAUCAGGCCUACCGGUCCGCACAGAAGAAACAGGGUACUUAUGACGAUGACCACGGUGACAGUGGAAUUGGGCAUUGUUCUGACCUGGACGAAGAACACGAGGAGCGCAUGCCCUCUUCGACGCUUUCGGACGUCUCCGGCCCGGCCUUCACCUACCAACAAACCUACACGGCCCACUCGCACCAUCAGAGGGUUCCCAGCAUCCAGAACAUGCUGCAGUUCCCGGGCCCCACGCAUCCCCUUCAACAUCAUUGAGCGCCUUCUUUUAGUGCUCUGUUUCCCGUUAUUUAUUUUUUGAGCUUUGGCUCACUUCAUGAUUUUUCUCCUUCUUUCUUUUCCGUUGCUUUUCAA